Cetraspora pellucida is the source of this 873-nucleotide messenger RNA. The record is from the annotation of a GenBank genome assembly. NCBI's taxonomy places the organism in Eukaryota, Fungi, Glomeromycota, Glomeromycetes, Diversisporales, Gigasporaceae.
AUGUCAAGCAAGCGUAACUAUCGCAAAAAAAGCAAACCCGAAAAUAAACAAGAAAAUGAAAAUACAAACACAUCUCAUAUAGUGGAAAAUGACGAUGCCCCAGAUGAAGUGAGCGAAACAAUCGAAGAACUUAUCGAACUUCGCAAAUUUCGUCGAAGACACCAGGGCAUAGAUGCGGAAAAGUUAUUAAAGGGUGAAGCUAGAACUAAAAAAAAAAAGAAGGAUGAAGAUCCAUGGAAAUUGACUACUGGUGGAAUCGUUGACUUAGAAGCUGUAAGAGAGGCCGAGAAAGAGGAAGAAGAAGAUGAUGAUUUUGCAGAAAGAAAAAUUAUGCUUGAUUCAUUCACAAAGCAAACAAAUGCUUUAGAUGUUGAUAAACACAUGAUGGCAUAUAUAGAAGACGAAAUGCGUAAACGGAGGGGACAAAUUUCUGAUUCGAAGAAUGACGUAGAGGAUUCUGAACAAAUAGACCCUUUAAAUCCCCAAGAUGAGCUAUUUCAAGCUCCCGAUCAUCUACGAAUCGAAAGCAAACCGAUAUCGGAAGGAAACGUUCAAUUAUCAACCACUAUGCUUACUGCUAUACCUGAAGUCGAUCUCGGAAUAGAUGUGCGAUUGAAGAACAUCGAAGAAACUGAAAAGGCAAAGCGCAAGUUAUUGGAGCAGAGACACCAAAAACCUAAAGAGGAAGAUGAUACUGGAUCAAAUUUCUCUGCAACUAAUAGAUUUUACCGCACUCGCUCGACGGUCAGUGAUCAUGAACGAAAUCAGCAAGAAACGUUAAAUCAACAAUCUCAUUAUAAACCCGGGCAGCGCAGAGAAAUGGCCACGGAUGAUAUAGUGGCUGAAAGAUUUAAAAAACGUUUACGCAGAUAA